Molecule: messenger RNA, 3977 nt
Organism: Megachile rotundata (alfalfa leafcutting bee)
Lineage: Eukaryota; Metazoa; Arthropoda; Insecta; Hymenoptera; Megachilidae
Product: glutamyl aminopeptidase
Biological process (GO): peptide catabolic process; proteolysis
Cellular component (GO): cytoplasm; membrane
Molecular function (GO): peptide binding; metalloaminopeptidase activity; zinc ion binding
Source: RefSeq, a predicted model, not a curated record
UCUCCUUCCGAAUCGCGCCCGUGUACGCUUUAAUCACCGUCGACGAUGCGAGCGCGAUUCAUUUUCCAACUACCAUCUCGAACGGUUCCCGCUCGAUUCGAUAAAUCAUCCGCGUGUGUAAAUAUUUCCUUUCGGUAGGAUGUUUAAAUAGCCUGUGGUGAGGUGCCGGUUCAUCCAGUUCAUGCUGUGCACCAACUCACGGAUAUGGAAAAAUGAUCGACCUCCAUGGGAAUCGACAAGUUGGAUUUCUGUCUUGAUUGAAGAAAUCAUUUUAAUUCGUUUCAUUCAGUGUGAACACUUUCUGUGUUUCGGAGAAGAUACCACACCUGUUGGAACAAGAUAAGACGAAGCAGCUGAUUGUUUAUUACAGUAGAAUAUACACACAACGCACCAAGUAUUUUGUCUCUAUUGUACACUUUCUACUAUAUGCAAUUCACCACCACGAUAUCUCAUUAAGAUGAAAAUUUAGCUAAGUACAUAAAGUUAUUAUACAGGAUGCUCGAUUAAACGUUAACCCCAUAAAUAUAAAAUACGUACUCUAUAUAUAGAAAUGUCGUUUUAUACCAGCAACGAACAUUUUUUGACGAAAUUUUUUAUCGACGCAACGUGACGGGGACCAAUGCUGCACAGACUGCAAUUUCGAGUAAUGUCCGUCUAGAUUAAAAUUAAAUAACGGAAAGUAUCGCGAUAAACAGGUGGUGGAAGUUCGUAGUAAAAUUCCACGGUUAGGGAGAAUUUGCCGCGCUGUUGGAUCGAAUGAGAAAGAAAAACGCGGGAGUACAUCGUUCUUCGCAAGCAUCAACGUUGAAGAAUGUAAUUCGCAUCGAGUCGCGAGGAAUAGAGAGUCAAGGAAGCGUGCAUCUUCCGCUCGAAGCUCUACGCAGUACGAGCUUACCGGAUAAAAAGCUGGCCAGAGGGAAAAAGCAAAAUGCCAGGGGGUACUUCGACGCGAGAAAGCAGCGAGGCGAUCCGGAUGGAGCCUUUAGGUAGAACCUCGAGUUCUCGGAGCCCUGGACAAAACGGGACUGCCAACACCACCGAGGUGCCGAUAAACUCAGACAGCAACACUGGAUUGCACAAACGUAGUGUUUACGAGCACAAUGGAAUUGUGUGUUCUCAAAAAAGGGCUCUCUGCGUAGCCACCGUCAUUUUUGCGAUCCUUUUCGCCAUAUCACUCAUCAUUGCCUUCGCGGGACCACAGAAUGACUGCCCUUGUGCUGGAGAGAAGCCAGCGAACCUGGAAAUCGAGGACGAUGAAAAAAGCAGCGAACCUCUAGCAACUAACGGAGAGAUAUUUCCUUGGAACAACGUAAGACUACCCACAUUUGCGCAUCCUACUAGGUACAACAUUACCAUCCAUCCAAAUCUUACCACUUUAGAUGUAAAAGGACAGGUCACAAUCGAAUUCUACGUCGAUAAAGAGACCAACUAUAUCGUCUUCCAUAGCAAAAAUUUGACAAUAAAUGAAAAAGUUAUUGUUUUACAGAUGGUUCAAGAUCGUAAAGGUCACAGGUUAAAAAUCGCAAAAUUGCUGGAGUAUCCGAAACAUCAGCAGCUAUAUCUAGAAUUGGAGGAGAGCAAAUUUCGAAAAAGAGGGAACUAUACGGUACACUUGAGAUUCAUUUCGAAACUCACAAGUGAACUCGAGGGAUUCUAUCUUAGCAGCUAUGUUACGCCAGAAGGAGAAAAGAGGUAUCUUGCUACGACUCACUUUGAACCGACGUAUGCACGCUCAGCGUUUCCAUGUUUCGACGAGCCACAAUUCAAAGCAAAAUUCAAAGUUUCGAUAUUCAGGGACAGGUUUCAUAUCGCAUUGUGCAAUAUGCCUGUAAUGAAUACGGAAGAUGCGGGAUUUUAUAUGGGAACAGGACUGCUCCGCGAUGAUUUCCAAGAAUCUGUAGAAAUGUCAACAUAUUUAGUGGCAUUCGUGGUAUGUGACUUUAAACGAGUUUCCGAGUUAACCAAAAGAAAUAUAUCAGUGAGCGUUUAUGCGGCAGAAGCGAUGCUGCCACAAGCAAAGUAUGCCGUAACUACAGCCGCUCGUACAAUGGACUAUUUCGAAUCUUUUUUUGGAGUACACUAUCCAUUGCCCAAACAAGAUUUGAUAGCUAUACCUGAUUUUGCUGCCGGAGCAAUGGAGAACUGGGGCCUAAUAACAUACCGGGAAACGUCUAUACUUUACGACCCGCAAGAAACAUCGACUAAGGCUCAUGAAUGGGUAGCUGUGGUUGUGGCCCACGAAUUAGCCCACCAAUGGUUCGGCAAUCUUGUCACCAUGAAAUGGUGGAACGAUUUAUGGUUAAAUGAAGGGGCAGCCAGUUUUUUCGAAUAUAAAGGAGUGAAUCACAUUUCGCCUGAAUGGAGUAUGAUGGAUCAGUUUAUUUUAGACAAAACACAACCGGCACUCGAUCUCGAUGCCUUAGCUAGCAGUCAUCCUGUAAGCGUGCCAGUUAAAGACCCCAACGAGAUACAAGCUAUAUUCGAUGAUAUCAGUUACAAUAAGGGUGCUUCCAUUCUCAACAUGCUCGAGGGCUUUCUGUGUGAGGAUGUUCUUAAAAGCGGAUUAAAUGAUUACUUGAAUUCCCACUCGUACGGAAAUGCAGACACGAACGACCUUUGGGCAGUCUUCACGAAACAUGCUAAUAACACAUUUGACGUGAAAGCUAUUAUGGACACAUGGACCCAACAGAUGGGUUUCCCAUUGAUCACAAUUACUCGUGAUAAGAACACUAUCACGGCAACCCAGAAGAGAUUUCUGAUUUCUCCAAAAGAAAAUGAUACUGAAUUAUCACAACCAAAAUCACCGUAUGACUACAAGUGGUACGUCCCGUUGAGCUACUUCACAGACAAAGAACCGCGCAAGCUUCACAACGUAUGGAUGAAUUUAACUGAUGUAACCUUUGAAAUACCCAGCGACGUCGAAUACAUAAAAUGUAACGUGAAUCAGAGUGGAUUUUAUCGUGUGACUUAUCCGGAGGAAAUGUGGAUGUCGAUCAUUUCUACUUUAUUAAACGACCAUACCAAAUUUAGCCCAGCUGAUCGUGCUAAUCUUAUUGACGAUGCGUUUACUCUUUGCGAAGCUGGUGAAUUAAACGCCACGAUACCACUCAAAUUAUCUUUGUAUCUUUUAGUCGAAAGAGACUAUGUACCAUGGGCAACAGCGCUUGGAUACUUACACUCUUGGAAGGGAAGAUUAAAUGAAAGCCCUGGAUAUAAAAAAUACAUUACAUUUUUGAAAAAACUGUUAACACCCGUGACGAAAUAUGUUGGUUGGGCAGACGAAGGACCUCACUUAAAAAAAUUAUUAAGAAUUGCAGUACUUCAAUCAGCUGUGUCCAUAAAAUUGGAUGACGUAGUAAAACCAGCAAAAACUCUUUUCGAAGAUUGGAUGUUAAGAGGCAAGCGAAUUGCACCAAAUAUACGAGAUGUCGUAUACGUUGCAGGGAUAAAAUUUGGCGGUGAAAAGGAAUGGAAUCAUUGUUGGCAAAAUUAUCAAAAAACUCAAGUACCCAGUGAAAAAGGAAUAAUGUUGCAAGCCCUAGGAACGACGACAGAUCAUUGGUUACUACAACGUUACCUUUUACGUUCAUUGGAUCGAGACAUGGUGAGGUCACAAGACGUUGAGACUGUUAUAGCCUCUGUCGCUUCCAAUUCUGAGGGUCAAUUCCUUGCGUGGCGUCAUCUUAAAGCAUACUGGCCACAGAUACAUGCUUUAUUUGGAAAUGGAUCGCUCACAGUGGGAGGACUGAUAUCUGUCGUAGUGUCUAAUUUCUUUACGGAAUAUGAUUAUUACGAGGUAUCAGAAUUCUUUAAGAAGGUGGAUGUCGGAAGUGGCCGACAAGCAUUAGAACAGAGCCUAGAAACAAUCAAGUUUAAUAUACAUUGGGUGAAAGAGAAUGCAGAUGUCGUCGAUCGAUGGCUUGCAGAUUAUUUAAACGAUAACACGAGUUAACCUUUUGCUCGUCAGGAAUGGGACA